CUUCCCACCUCCCUUCCUGUCCGCGCUCCUGGUUCCUGGCUCCUGCUAGGCUCGGCAGUAUUGGGAGCGCGCAGGCGCGGCGUGCGGCUCGUAAGGCGCGGAGUAGCGGAGCGGGACGCGCUGGAAUCAUCAUCCAAGGACCUGCUGGAGACCACCAGAAAACAUGGGGAGGGUUUUUCUCACAGGAGAAAAAGCCAAUUCUGUAUUAAAACGUUACCCGAGAGCUAAUGGAAUGCUUGAAGAAAUGAAACAGGGCAACAUUGAGCGUGAGUGCAAAGAAGAAGUCUGCACGUUUGAAGAAGCAAGAGAAGCUUUUGAGAAUAAUGAAAAAACUAAGGAGUUCUGGAGUACCUAUACAAAAGCGCAACAAGGAGAGAGUAACAGAGGAAGUGACUGGUUUCAAUUUUACCUUACCUUUCCAUUAAUCUUUGGCCUCUUCAUUAUCCUCCUUGUCAUUUUCCUAAUCUGGAGAUGCUUCCUAAGAAACAAAACUCGUAGACAGACAGUGACUGAAGGCCACAUUCCUUUCCCUCAGCACCUGAAUAUCAUCACUCCACCUCCCCCUCCAGACGAAGUGUUUGAUAGCAGUGGAUUGUCUCCAGGCUUUCUGGAAUAUGUAGUUGGGCGCUCAGAUUCUGUCUCCACUCGCCUGUCCAACUGUGAUCCCCCACCAACCUAUGAGGAAGCCACUGGCCAGGUGAACCUGCGGAGGAGUGAAACAGAACCUCAUUUAGACCCACCCCCGGAAUAUGAGGACAUAGUCAACUCCAACUCAGCCAGUGCCAUUGCCAUGGUGCCUGUGGUCACCACCAUCAAAUGAAGCUGCAAACUUCUUUUUACUCUAAUCAUUUUUAAAACACUAAUGAAAGAACUUUCUAGCACUUUACCACUACAUAAAUGUGCAUCGACUUAUUUGAUUGGAGUCUUACAGCAUACCACUUCACACUUUCUGGUUUGAUUUUCUUUAGUUUUUUUUCCUAUUAUAAGAUCAUUCUCCAUGCUCAUUUUUGCUAGAGGAAAUAUACGAAGAGGGGAAAAACAUACUAGUGGGGGUCUUCAUGUGAUGUGAUGAGAUGUACAUGUGUAUAUGUAUGUAUAUGCAUAUAUACAUGUGCAUGAAUCAACAUAGUACAUGUGCAACUAUCUUAAAAAUCCAUUAACUUCUAUCUAAAUCACCUAGAAAGAGAGCAUUACUUACAAAAGCGAAAAAGCAAGGGCACCAACAGUUUGUGUAAGAGCCAGCAACAUGCUGUAGAAUUUUGCAAACAGGAUGUAUUUAGCAUAUUUUCUAAUUCCUAUUGGCUUUUGUUAAUCUUCUAUUUCUUCAUCUACCUUAAAAGGAAAAAAAUUCAUAUAGUCAUUCUUGGUUUUAGAAACAUCUCAGAAAGAGAGAAAGAGCGAGCACAGGAGCAUAUGAUAAGUAAUAACUUGCUUAGUGUGUACAGUAAGAAAAUCAUCGGUCAUGAGUGGCAUUUGGCUUGUUCUGUACUAGGGAUUUUUUUUUUUUUUUGGUUAACCGUCCCCCCACUUUCAAAAUUAAACAGUAUUUUAUUAGCAUCUUUGAAUGUCUCACGCUGUGUGUAUUAACAUCAUGAUGCGGAGGAUUUUCUGGCAGUGCAAUAAUUUCUAGAGUGGAUAUAUGUAUUAAUGUCAGGCAAUAGAUACCAAGUACGCCUUUGCUCACAGGUGGCAAUAAUUAUUUUCUUCUUGCUGUUUCAUUGCCUUUUACUCUACUGUUUACUCUCCCUCCUAUCACUACAGAAUCUUCAACCCCCUAAGUUUAGUUAAAUAAAAUUUUUGAAAUUAUUUUC
Molecule: messenger RNA, 1811 nt
Organism: Propithecus coquereli (Coquerel's sifaka)
Lineage: Eukaryota; Metazoa; Chordata; Mammalia; Primates; Indriidae
Gene: PRRG1
Product: proline rich Gla (G-carboxyglutamic acid) 1
Exons: 4
Coding region: 164-820 (218 amino acids)
Cellular component (GO): extracellular region
Molecular function (GO): calcium ion binding
Source: RefSeq, a predicted model, not a curated record